This is a messenger RNA of Penicillium daleae, 1068 nucleotides long. RefSeq lists its product as uncharacterized. The transcript is spliced from 2 exons. The coding region runs from base 1 to 1068 and encodes 355 amino acids. The record is from RefSeq and is a predicted model, not a curated record. NCBI's taxonomy places the organism in Eukaryota, Fungi, Ascomycota, Eurotiomycetes, Eurotiales, Aspergillaceae.
AUGGCGCAAUUCACUAUGGGCAGCUUUGCCCGCUGGUCGAGCAGCAUGCGCCAAUCUGUGGCCUCCCAAACUCGCGGCUAUGCCUCAAAAUCAGCAAUCCCAAGCUUCUCACAGACCUCCUCUCCCGAACUGGACCAGCUCCUCUACCGAUUCCGUCAAGACCGAUUCAUCCCAUCUGGACUCCCGAACCAGCAACGCCGAAACAUGUUCAAGGAGAAGCACAGGCAGCGACUAGAGGAUGAGCCUAUUACCGUGGCAAUCAGCGAGACGGAGGACUUCACAUUGCGUCCGAUGACGAUCAACGAAUUGCCAACGAAAAAGGACGCCUACGAGGUACUGCGGCUCAUUGCCGCUAACAACGAGUGGAAGGCCCUUGUGCCCUUCUUGAGUGGCCUCUACAUGUCGAAUCUAAGACUCAGCGCCAACCGGCUGGCUCAGAUUGUUCGCAAGGCCAGCGACGCAGGCAAGCUCUCUAUUAUUUUCGAAUGUAUCCGCCAGGGAACCCGCACCGGCUUCCACCUUCGCGAUCUGACGGUCGUGCAACGACUCUUCUACGACAUCCACAUUCUUGCGCAAAAUGCCGACUUCAAGGGACCUGCGGCUAUCAAGGCACUCAACAUGGCGAAGCAGGCAGUGGAUUUGAUGGAUCAAGACGCUGCGACACAGACCUCCCUCGCCAAGGCCGCGAACCCCAAGCACCAGCCCUUCGUUAUCGGCACCCUACUUGAGCUCAGCGCUGCCCGGGCAAUCAACGAAUUUGGCGGCAAGGACCAGGCGAAUGAGGUUUUGAGCUAUGCCCGCAAGUUAGUCGCAUCUUGGCCUCUGUUCCAGGAACAAAGCAAGGUGGCGGCUGAGGUUAGCUCUGCGUCGGAGCGGGCCCAGGAGGUUAUUGCUGUCUACAAUGGAUUGCGGCUGAGCCUUUCAAUUCACGGAUUGGCUUUGGACAAGGCACUGCAUGACUCUGUGACGGCAUGCCUGGCCGAGGCGAAGAGCGAGUUGGAGAAGCUUGUGGACUCGGUAGAGCCAUCUCGCGUUCAAGAAUCUGUGCGCUCCAUUCUUAAGGCAUAA